CGGGCCCGCCGCCGCCCGCCCGCUGCGGGGAUGUGCGAUUGCCAUGGCGAGGCGGCUCUUGGCGGGCGCCUGGCUCGGGAAGCCCCACUACUCCCAGGCACGUUUCUCAUAUAUGCGGAUGAAGUAUCUCUUUAUCUCUUGGUUAGUAGUUUUUAUUGGCAGCUGGAUUAUGUAUGUUCAGUAUUCCACCUACACAGAGCUAUGCAGAGGACAUGACUGUAGGAAAAUAAUAUGUGAUAAAUACAAGACUGGAGUUAUUGACGGGUCAGCAUGUAGCAGUCUGUGUGCAAAAGAAACAUUAUAUUUUGGAAAGUGUUUGUCGACAAAGCCCAAUAACCAGAUGUAUUUAGGAAUUUGGGGAAAUCUGCAAGGUGUUAUAAAAUGCCAGAUGGAAGAAGCUACUCAACUUGAUUUUGGUACUGAUCCAGAACCAAGAAAGGAAAUAGUCCUAUUUGAUAAACCAACUAGAGGAACCACUGUUCAGAAAUUCAAAGAAAUGGUAUAUGGUCUUUUUAAAGCAAAAUUGGGUGAACAAGGAAAUCUUUCAGAAUUGGUUAAUCUUAUCCUAUCUUUUGCUGAUGGAAACAAAGAUGGUAGAGUUUCUUUGCCAGAGGCAAAGUCUGUAUGGGCACUUCUGCAACUAGAUGAGUUUCUGUUAAUGGUCAUCUUGCAGGAUAAAGAACACACUCCCAAAUUAAUGGGUUUCUGUGGGGAUCUCUACAUGAUGGAAAGAGUUGAAUAUACCUCUCUCUAUGGAAUUAGCCUUCCAUGGAUCAUGGAACUCUUCAUUCCUUCUGGCCUCAGAAGAAGCAUGGACCAGUGGUUUACUCCAUCAUGGCCAAGAAAGGCAAAAAUAGCUAUAGGGCUUUUAGAAUUUGUGGAAGAUAUUUUUCAUGGACCUUACGGGAAUUUUCUUAUGUGCGAUACAAGUGCCAAAAAUUUGGGAUAUAAUGACAAAUAUGAUCUGAAAAUGAUAGACAUGAGAAAAAUUGUGCCAGAAAUGAAUUUGAAAGAAAUAAUGAAAGAUCGUCAGUGUGACUCAGACUUGGACUGUGUUUAUGGUACAGACUGUAGAACUCUGUGUGACCAAAGUAAAAUGAGAUGUACCACAGAAGUCAUUCAGCCAAAUUUGGCAAAAGCCUGUCAGUUACUGAAAGACUAUCUGCUUCGUGGUGCUCCUUCAGAUAUCCAUGAAGAACUAGAAAAACAACUGUAUUUGUGUAUUGCCCUUAAAGUCACAGCAAAUCAGAUGGAAAUGGAGCAUUCUUUAAUACUCAAUAACUUAAAAACUUUACUGUGGAAGAAAAUAUCCCAUACAAAUGAUUCUUAGCUCCUCUACUCACAGGAGGUAGUAUUGAUGCCACUAGGGGUGGCCUACCACGUUUGAUAACAAGUGCAGCAUUUUUUAAAGGUAUUUCUUUACUCAGAUUUCACUAAUGCCUCUGUGACAGUCUUCAGUCAGUACCCUACAACAGGGCUUCUCAAAGAACGAACAUGCUACUGAAUGAUCUAGCAGAGGCCAAAAGCACCUUAUGGUGUUCCAGUGCUGUGUUAUGGACAUAGAAACAACUCUGCAUGCUUGACUGUUCUGUGCACUUUGUCAGAUCUUGAACAGGAUGAAAAUAUUCACUGUGCCACCACAUUGACUAACAUAAUUCCUUACAAUUCUGUGAAAAUCAUCACUCGCUUGUGAAAUAUUUACAAAAAUUUAUCACAAGUUAAACAAAGAAUCACCACUACUUCAAACAAUGUGGCUGCAUCCAAGCUGCUGUUGUGAAUAAACUGAACUAUGAGGUUGAAGUUUACUAAUACCAUGGCAUGGCAGAAUUUGCACAUUAAUAGAUAAUUUUUAAACUGUUUGGAAAAUUAAAAUUUUAUUCCAGAACCUCCAGGUUUUAAUGACAGACUUUUAGUUAGACUCUGUUUACACCUUGUUACCUCAUGCUUACAUCUUGAAUGUUUAAGUAGUUCAAAACUUUUUAAUUAAAAAGUCCUGAUACAGUGCACCAUGUUGGGAGCCAAGAUUUUUAAGAUACUAUUUCUUAAAAGGAUGUACAUAGAAUAGCAACAAUAUAGAUACCUAUUUCAAAAGUAGAUUAUUGUGCUUCAGUCAACACCUUUAACCCAAGAUAAGCUGUAGAUCUUAAACUUGAGUUUGUGGGCCAAGUUAUUUCAUAAUGAAAAUGGAAGAUAACUUCUUAAUAUUGAUAGCAGAAAGUUAAAAACAGUUAUAGAAGUUUCCUUUUCUAAUAGGAAUCCAGUAUAUAACAAACUACAGCUGUGGACAGUCUUGAUUCUUUAAUUUCAAUACACAUUGAGCUACAGACUUGUGCUUAAAUCCUCAUCUAUUGCAGCAACCCUUUAAGCCAGAACUGUAGACCAGAAGUUGGAUUGUUCAAGAUCAUGGGAUACUGCUUAAACUAAAUGGGGCCCUAAGCGCAAUAGUAAGAGCUAGGAACUACGUAGACUAUAAAGCAACAGUACCCUCUGCAGCAUGUUGCUGUUCCCUUUUCUAGGAGGGAAGGAGUCAGUAAGUCUCAGUCAUGAGUAAACAAACUAUCUUAAUCUGGCAUUCCACAUGGCAUGAUCACUAUAACUUUUAACGUUCAUCCCUGCUGUUGAUUUACAUCUAUCUUCACAGUUGUAUAAAAUUGGAUAUGCUGAGUAAUUAUCUGUUAAUGUUUAAUGCAUAAAUGCUUUAGGUAUGAAGUACUUAGAUUGUUACUGUUUUUCAUGAGGCAAUCACCCAUGUACCUCUACCCAUCUGACUCCUUAGUUCAUUCUUAACUUAGGUAAGAACAAUCUUUAAAUAUCUGAAAGGGUUUCUUUUUUAAUUGCUUUGGCUGUCCUAUGUUAAAUGCAUUCCUUAAAUGAUUAAACUUAAGUACAAAAUCAUCAAUGGACAUGCGAAAGCAAACAUCUUUUGCUGUACCACAUGUAAUAGGAAGCAGCUUGGGUUAGGUGUGUUCUAUAAACAUCAACUUAUUUUAAGAAUUACUGUGUUAAUUAUCGUCUCUAACUUGAUAAUGUCCUCCAACUAGGACCUAGUAAUUAUAACCAGCAAAGAAUUCAAGUGGUAGUUUUCUUGGUGAAAAGUAUGAAUGUAAUUCCUACUGUAUUUUGGGUAGAAAAGUAUAAACUCUGAAACACUGUUGGGGAUUUUAAAUGACUUCUUGGAAUAACUGGAAAACAUGUUUAAUAGUGCAGUUUGUACAGAAUCUUCAUUUUUAUUGCUGUUGAAUCAAGUUGAGACUUUCAUUGAAAAAUACUUUUGUUUACAAUAAAUUAAAGGCAUCCUUUCUCUUUCAA
This is a messenger RNA of Rhea pennata, 3309 nucleotides long. It is a transcript of the gene DIPK1A, whose product is annotated as divergent protein kinase domain 1A. The record is from RefSeq and is a predicted model, not a curated record. Lineage: Eukaryota; Metazoa; Chordata; Aves; Rheiformes; Rheidae. Bases 44 to 1330 code for a protein of 428 amino acids. The transcript has 5 exons.